Messenger RNA from Chanos chanos (milkfish), 10944 nucleotides. RefSeq names its product CUB and Sushi multiple domains 1a (gene csmd1b). NCBI's taxonomy places the organism in Eukaryota, Metazoa, Chordata, Actinopteri, Gonorynchiformes, Chanidae. Bases 1 to 10944 code for a protein of 3647 amino acids. The record is from RefSeq and is a predicted model, not a curated record. The transcript is spliced from 73 exons.
AUGAAUUGCAAAGAGGAGUCUUACAGUCUUCAUUGUGGAGAUAAGUGUUUACCAGGUGUCAGCAUGGCCUUUAACACCAGAGUGGACACAAACAUAAACCAAACGUGUCCAUUAUUUGACCAUCUCUACUUCUUUCCUAUCAAUGCACGCAAUAUUAAUGCAAACCGGGGGCUGCGUGGAAUAACCACGGACAUGACUGCAAUGGGGAAAUUCAAGCAUAUCCUGCUCAUUUUCGCAGGUCUGAUUACCGCAGCUAAUGGUGAACCUUGUGGUGGUUUGGUACAAGGACUGAAUGGAACAAUUGAAAGUCCAGGCUUUCCCCAUGGCUAUCCCAACUAUGCCAACUGCACCUGGAUCAUUGUCACAGGAGAGCGUAACAGGGUACAGCUGUCAUUUCACACCUUUGCUCUGGAGGAGGACUUUGACAUAGUCUCCAUUUACGAUGGGCAGCCCCAACCAGGCAAUCUGAAAAUGAGGUUGUCUGGUUUCAUGUUGCCAUCACCCAUCGUGAGUUCGGGGUCAAUACUAGCAUUGUGGUUCACCACGGAUUUUGCAGUUAGUGCCCAGGGAUUUAAAGCUAUAUAUGAAGUGCUACCAAGUCACACAUGUGGGAAUCCCGGGCUGAUACCGAGAGGUAUCAUUCAUGGAACCAGGUACAACAUUGGAGACAAGAUCCGCUACAGCUGUGUGAUGGGCUAUGUUCUAGAGGGUCAUGCUGUGCUUACGUGUAUUGUGAGCCCAGGAAGUGGUGCAUCAUGGGACUUCCCAGCACCUUUCUGCAGAGCUGAAGGAGCUUGUGGAGGAACAUUAAGAGGAACAACCGGAACAAUAUCCAGUCCUCACUUUCCCUCAGAGUAUGAAAACAAUGCAGACUGCACGUGGAGUAUUCUGGCUGAGCCUGGCGAUACUAUCGCCCUCGUUUUCACAGACUUUCAGCUGGAGGAUAGAUAUGACUUUUUAGAGAUCAGUGGCACAGAAGCACCAUCUAUAUGGCUUACAGGCAUGAGUCUGCCUUCUCCUGUCAUCAGCAGCAAGAACUGGCUACGACUACAUUUCACAUCUGACAGCAACCAUCGGCGGAAAGGGUUUAGUGCCCAGUACCAAGUGAAAAAAGCUAUCGAGCUCAAAUCCAGAGGAGUGAAAAUGCUUCCAAGCAAAGAUACUAAUCCUAAAAAUGCAGUCUUGAGCCAAGGGGGAAUGGCAGCAGACGUUUGUCCAGAUCCAGGCAUUCCAGAAAACGGGAAACGAAUUGGCUCCAGCUUCCAGGUGGGAGCCAGCAUCCAGUUCUCCUGCGAUGACAGCUAUGUGCUUCAGGGAUCAAAGAGCAUCACUUGCCAGAGAGUGACUGAAACCUUGGCUGCUUGGAGUGACCACAGACCUAUCUGUCGUACAAGAACCUGUGGUUCUAAUUUAAGAGGGCCUAAGGGUGCGAUAACAUCUCCAAAUUACCCUGUCCAAUAUGAGAACAACGCCCACUGUGUGUGGGUAAUAACUGCAGUGGAUCCUGGGAAGGUUAUCAAGCUGGCCUUUGAGGAGUUUGAACUGGAGAGAGCAUAUGACACAUUGACAGUGGGUGACGGUGGGAAGAUUGGUGAUGCCAGGACUGUUCUCUAUGUCCUUACCGGUUCCAGUGUUCCUGAUUUGAUUGUGAGUAUGAGUAACCAGAUGUGGCUCCAUCUCCAAUCAGACGACACCAUUGGAUCCCAAGGUUUCAAGGCCAUAUAUGAAGAAAUUGACAAAGGUGGCUGUGGAGACCCUGGCAUCCCAGCCUAUGGAAAGCGAACAGGAGAUCGUUUUUUACAUGGCGACAUGUUGACCUUUGAGUGUCAAGCUGCUUUCGAAUUGGUUGGAGAGAGAACAAUAUCUUGCCAGCAAAAUAACCAGUGGUCUGGAAACAAACCCAGCUGUGUCUUCUCCUGCUUCUUCAAUUUCACCACCCCAUCUGGAAUUAUACUCUCCCCAAACUAUCCGGAGGAGUAUGGGAAUAACAUGAAUUGUGUUUGGCUCAUUAUUGCGGAGCCUGGCAAUCGGAUACAUCUCAUCUUCAGUGACUUUGAGGUGGAGCCCCAGUUCGACUAUCUCAUCAUCAAAGAUGAUGGGGUGCCUGAGCCCACCACUUUCGGGACCUUCUCUGGCAAAGAUGUGCCCUCCCAAAUUGCUAGUAACGGGCAUAUCAUGCGACUGGAGUUCCAGUCAGACCACUCUAACACUGGGAAAGGAUUUAACAUCACCUAUACAACAUUUGGACAGAAUGAAUGUCACGACCCUGGCAUUCCCAUCAACGGCCAGCGCUUUGGGGAACACUUCCUACUCGGAAGCUCCGUUCUCUUCACAUGUGAUGAGGGCUUCAUUAAAACCCAUGGAUCUGAAACGAUCACCUGUGUCAUUCAAGAUGGUAACGUGGUUUGGAACGCAGCUGUCCCCCGGUGUGAAGCUCCGUGUGGUGGGCAUUUAACCGCUCCUGUGGGUGUCCUGCUGUCACCUGGUUGGCCAGGGUAUUACAAAGAUUCUCUCAACUGUGAAUGGGUGAUUGAAGCAAGAAAGGAUCACGCCAUCAAGAUAUCUUUUGACAGGUUUCAGACAGAGGUUAAUUAUGAUACGUUGGAGAUUCGGGAUGGCCCCUCCAACUCGUCGCCAUUAAUAGGCGAAUACCAUGGUACUCAGGCCCCCCAUUUCCUCAUCAGCACCAGUAAUUACAUGUACCUGCUAUUCACCACUGACAACAGCCGCUCCAGUGAGGGCUUCCACAUCCGCUACGAGAGCAUUAAGAUGGAAACAGACUCCUGCUUAGAUCCAGGGAUUCCGGUGAAUGGGAAGAGGCAUGGGAACAAUUUUGCCAUUGGCUCCAGGGUAACUUUCAGCUGUGAUCAAGGUUACACCCUGAGUGAUGAGGAGCCUAUUGUAUGCGAGAGGAACCAUCAGUGGAAUCAUGCAUUACCCAGCUGUGAUGCUUUGUGUGGUGGAUAUAUUUUUGGGAAAAGUGGGUCUAUCCUAUCCCCUGGCUUUCCUGAUUUCUACCCAAACUCACUGAACUGUACAUGGACAAUAGAAGUGUCUCAUGGAAAAGGAGUGCAGCUUCUCUUCCACACGUUCCACCUGGAAGACUCCCAUGAUUACUUGCUCAUUACGGAAGAUGGGAGCUUUACAGAGCCGGUGGCAAGGCUCACGGGUUCGGUCCUGCCGCCUUCCAUCAAGGCUGGUCUCUUUGGAAACUUCAGCGCUCAGCUCCGUUUCAUCUCCGACUUCUCCAUGUCAUACGAGGGCUUCAACAUCACGUUCUCAGAAUAUAAUCUGGAGCCAUGUGAAGAUCCCGGAGUACCUGCAUACAGUCGCAGAGUGGGUUUUCAGUUUGGAGUGGGGGACUCGCUAAUUUUUUCCUGCUUCAGUGGUUACCGUCUUGAAGGGGAAAGUAAGAUCACUUGUCUGGGAGGUGGGCGACGAGUCUGGAGUGCAGCCCUGCCAAGGUGUGUGGCUGAAUGUGGAGCCACCUCCACUGGGACUGAAGGUGUUCUGCUGUCACCCAAUUACCCAGCCAAUUAUGACAACAACCACGAAUGCAUCUACCGCAUUGAGACAGACAGGGGGAAAGGCAUACAGAUUAUGGCCACGACAUUCCAGCUGCGCCAGGGAGACUUCCUCAAGAUCUAUGAUGGGAUAGACAGUUCAUCUCGACUCCUGGGCAAUUUCACCAAAAAUGAAAUGCUGGAUAUGAUCAUCAACAGCACCUCAAAUCAUCUGUGGAUUGAGUUUAACAGCAACGGCACUGGAACCAGCAAAGGCUUCAAGUUGACCUACAGCAGUUUUGAUCUCAUCAAAUGUGAGGAACCAGGGACUCCCAAUUAUGGAUAUAAAAUCCAGGAUGAUGGACACUUUGCCGACACGUUUGUGUUGUAUAGCUGUAAUCCUGGAUACACACUGCACGGAAGCAGUACUCUGACCUGCCUCAGUGGAGACCGGAGAGUUUGGGACAAACCUCUGCCAUCUUGUGUUGCGGAGUGUGGAGGACACAUUAGUGGAGCUACAUCCGGGCGAAUACUGUCUCCAGGCUACCCCGCACCCUAUGACAACAAUCUGCACUGCACCUGGUCCAUUGAGGCAGACACAGGGAAAACCAUCAGCCUCCACUUUAUUGUCUUUGACACGGAAGUGGACCAUGACAUUUUGAAAGUGUGGGACGGUCCAACUGAGACUGGUAUUCUGUUGAAAGAGUGGAGUGGUUCGUUACUGCCCGAGGAUACUCAUAGCACCUUCAACGUUCUCACCCUGCAGUUCGACAGUGAUUAUUUCAUCAGCAAAUCUGGCUUCUCCAUCCAGUUCUCAACUACAACUGCCACGACCUGUAAUGACCCUGGGACGCCCCAGAACGGGACUCGGUAUGGGGACAGCAGGGAACCUGGUGACACCAUUUCAUUCCAGUGUGACCCUGGAUAUCAGAUGGAGGGUGUAUCCGAAAUCACCUGUGUUCAGCUUAACAACAGGUUUUUCUGGCAGCCAGACCCUCCCACAUGCAAAGCAACCUGCGGAGGCAAUGUGACAGGACCUGCUGGGGUAAUUCUAUCGCCCAACUAUCCACAGCCGUACCCACCAGGAAAAGAAUGUGACUGGCGGAUAAAAGUCAAUCCUGACUUUGUGAUAGCUCUAAUUUUCAAAAGCUUUAACAUGGAGCCCAGCUAUGACUUCCUGCAUAUCUAUGAAGGUGAAGACUCCAAUGGGCCGCUGAUCAGCAGCCUGCAGGGAAACCAGGCCCCGGAGCGCAUCGAGAGCAGUGGAAACAGUCUCUUCCUGGCUUUCCGCAGCGACGCUUCCCUGGGGAUGUCUGGAUUUGCGAUUGAAUACAAAGAGAAACCAAGGGAGGCGUGUUUCGAUCCCGGAAGUGUAAUGAAUGGGACCCGGCUGGGAACAGACUACAAACUGGGAUCCACGGUUACCUAUCACUGUGACUCUGGCUACACUAUAGUAGGGUCUGCCACCCUCACAUGCAUUAUAGGGGCAGAUGGGAAACCUGUGUGGGAUAAGCCGCUGCCUACGUGUAGAGCACCAUGUGGUGGGCAGUACGGCGGAUCUGAGGGAGUGGUCCUUUCUCCAAACUAUCCUAAUAAUUACACCACUGGCCAGACAUGCUCCUACUUCAUUACUGUCUCUGGGGAGUUUGUGGUUUUUGGGCAAUUUGCCUAUUUUCAAACAGCCAUGAAUGACUCGGUUGAACUGUUUGAUGGUCCCAAUCAGAAUGCCAGAUUGCUAAGCUCCCUAGCAGGGUCUCAUUCUGGAGAAACCUUGCCUUUAGCCACUUCCAACCAGGUCAUGCUGAGAUUCACUGCGAAGAAUGGCCCAUCUGCCAGAGGUUUCCACUUUGUUUACCAAGCUGUACCUCGAACAAGUGAUACCCAGUGCAGCUCCAUCCCUGAGCCCAGAUAUGGCAGACGGAUUGGCUCCGAGUUCUCGGCUGGCUCUAUUGUCCGCUUCGAAUGCAGCCCUGGAUACCUUCUCCAGGGAUCAAAAGCCAUCAAAUGUCAUGCUGUCCCAAAUGCAUUGGCACAAUGGAAUGACACCAUUCCAAGUUGUGUAGUUCCGUGCAGCGGGAAUUUGACAGAAAGGAGAGGCACCAUACUUUCCCCCGGGUUUCCCGAGCCUUAUGGGAACAGCUUGAACUGUGUGUGGAAAAUCAUUGUUACUGAAGGAGCUGGAAUCCAGAUACAAGUGAUGAGCUUUGCUACUGAACACAACUGGGAUUCUUUAGAAAUCUAUGAUGGCGCUGAUAUGACUGCUCCAAAACUGGGAAGUUUUUCGGGUACAACAGCUCCAGCCUUGUUGAAUAGCACCUCCAACCAGCUUUACCUGCACUUCCAUACAGAUAUCAGUGUCGUGGCUGCAGGAUUUCACCUUGAGUACAAAACCGUGGGACUUACUACCUGCCCCGAGCCUGUGGUGCCAGCCAACGGCAUUAAAAGCGGGGACCGGUACAUGGUAAAUGAGGUGGUGUCAUUCAGCUGUGAGCCUGGAUACGUGCUGCAGGGUCACUCUCAUAUAUCCUGUAUGCCAGGAACUGUGCGUCGCUGGAAUUACCCCCCACCUCUAUGUAUUGCAAAAUGCGGAGGGAUCCUCUACGAAAUGAGCAAUGUUAUUCUAAGCCCUGGAUUUCCUGGGAACUACCCCGGUAAUCUGGACUGUACCUGGAGGAUUUUAUUGCCCGUUGGAUACGGGGCUCAUAUCCAAUUUCUAAACUUCACCACAGAAGAUAACCACGAUUUUUUAGAGGUUCGCAACGGCCCCCAGCACAGCAGUGCCCUCAUCGGCCAGUUCAGUGGGAGCCAACUUCCACCCCCUCUCCUAAGCACAACGCAUGAGACCAUCAUCCACUUUUAUAGUGACCAUUCCCAAAACAGACAGGGCUUCAAACUGACUUAUCAAGCAUAUGAGUUACAAAACUGCCAAGAUCCAUAUCCUUUCCAUAAUGGAUAUGUCAUAAAUAAUGACUACAACCCAGGCCAGUCAAUAACGUUUGAAUGCUACCCUGGAUAUGUUUUGGUUGGACAUUCAGUGCUGACCUGCCAACAUGGGACCAACAGGAAAUGGAACCAUCCCUUUCCACGAUGUGAGGCUCCCUGUGGCUAUAAUGUGACAGCUCAAAAUGGCACUAUUUUCUCUCCUGGGUAUCCCAAUGAAUAUCCAGACUCCCAGGACUGUACCUGGCUCAUCACCGUGCCACAUGGUCAUGGUAUUUACAUCAACUUCACCCUGCUUCAGACUGAGCCUGUAACUGAUUACAUAGCUGUAUGGGAUGGCCCUGAGCAAAGUUAUCCUCAGCUGGGCAUUUUCAGUGGAAAUACAGCCCUAGAAUCAGCCUACAGUUCUCUCAACCAGGUCCUCAUCAAGUUUCACAGUGACUUCUCCACAAGUGGAUUCUUUGUCCUCAAUUUCCAUGCUUAUCGUCUUAAGAAAUGCCCUCCUCCACCUGUGGUGGAGGAUGCAGAGAUGUUUUAUGAAGACCAAGACCAUGAAAUUGGUGAUGUCGUAAGGUACCAGUGCCUUCCAGGUUUCACAUUAGUUGGCAAUGAUGAACUCACCUGUAAGCUUAAUUCGCAUCUGCUAUUUGAAGGCCCUCCACCUAUAUGUGAAGCCCAAUGUCCAGCAAAUGAGGAACGAACAGCAUCUUCCGGGGUGAUCUUAAGUCCAGGAUAUCCAAAAAACUACCCUAAUUCCCAAACCUGUUCCUGGAUCAUCAAAGUGCUGCCAUCACACACAAUCUCUAUUUAUGUGGAAAUGUUUCAGAGCGAGAAGCAGUUUGAUGAACUUGAGAUCUUUGAUGGGCCGUCUGGACAAAGCCCAUUGUUGGUCGCACUCAGUGGAAACCACUCAACACAAUUAAAUUUUACAAGCAAGACUUAUCAGCUUUACCUCAGAUGGUCAACAGAUCACGCAACCAGCAAAAAGGGAUUCAAAAUCCGAUAUACAGCUGCCUAUUGCAGCGUGAACAACUCACCCAGGAACGGUGGAGUUAUUAACCGAACUAAGGAUCGACCUGGCAGCAAGUUGCAGUACUUCUGCAACCCAGGCUAUAGGAUUGUAGGCCAGAGAAAUGCCACGUGCAGACUCCAUCCAAAUGGGCUGUAUCAUUGGGACACCCCUGCACCACUUUGUCAAGCUAUUUCCUGUGGAGUUCCCCCCACCCCAGGCAAUGGUUCGUUCCAUGGGUUCCAGUACACUGUGGGCAGCAGAGUGCAUUAUCAGUGUAAUGACGGUUAUAGGAUGGAGAGCAGUCAGUCUCUCUCUGCCGUCUGUCUGGAGGACGGGACUUGGAGCAACGCUGCGCAUCCUCCUCUCUGUUUACCUAUUCAGUGCCCUGACAUCGAGAGCAUGCUCUCAGAACACAUGCAAUGGCGGCUAAUCUCUGGGUCACUGAAUGAGUAUGGGGCUGAGAUUAUGCUUACCUGCACUCCAGGCUACUAUCUGGGGAGCAGAAGAACUAUCAAGUGCUUAGCUAAUGCAACAUGGGGAGGAAUGGAGGAGAUGUCCACCUGCAAGAUUAUUUCAUGCGGAGAGCUCCCCUCACCUCCUAAUGGUAAGAAGAUGGGGACCCUGAAUACUUUUGGAGCCACAGCCAUAUUCAUGUGCAACAUGGGAUACACGUUAGUGGGCUCCCACGUGCGAGAGUGUCAGGCUAAUGGACUCUGGAGUGGAGUGGAAACCAAAUGUUUAGCCGGACAUUGUGAUUCUCCUGAUCCCAUCAUUAACGGUCACAUUAGUGGUGAUGGCUCUAGUUAUCGAGACACUGUGGUCUACCAGUGCAACAUGGGAUUUCGACUCAUUGGAACUUCAGUUCGUAUAUGCCAACAAGAUCACAGGUGGUCUGGGCACCCACCUGUUUGUGUCCCCAUAACUUGCGGCCAUCCUGGAAACCCAGCAAAUGGGCGAACCAUCGGGAAUGAAUUCAACCUGAAUGACAUCGUCAAUUUCACAUGCAACACGGGGUAUUUGUUGCAUGGUGCUUCGAAAGCACAGUGUCGCAUGAACGGACAGUGGAGCAGCCCUCUUCCAGCGUGCAGAGUGGUAAACUGCUCUGAUCCAGGCUUUGUUGAGAACGCCAUUCGUCACUCUCAACAACGCUACCCUGAGAGCUUCAACUACAGAAACAGUGUGAUGUAUCACUGCAAGAAGGGCUUCUAUCUCUUCGGCUCAUCAGUUCUCACCUGUCAGUCAACUGGCUUCUGGGACAGAUCACUUCCUAAGUGCCUUCCUAUUUCCUGCGGUGAUCCCGGUACGCCACCCUACGCUAUCAUGUCAGGAAAGAAGUUCACCAAUGGAGCUGUGGUGCAUUACAGCUGUAUCCAGGGCAGAGCGCUGGUGGGUAAUGCCAGCCGUUACUGUCAGGAGGACGGCCGUUGGAGCGGGUCACCGCCCUACUGCUCCGGUGGGAGUCCUGGUCUGUGUGGUGAUCCGGGCAUUCCUCCACAUGGCUCCAGACUGGGUGAGGAGUUCAAGCUGAAAAGCCUCCUGAGGUUCACGUGCGAAGCAGGCUACACGCUGGUCGGCUCUUCAGAGCGCACCUGUCUCCAUAACAGCUCGUGGAGUGGAACGCAGCCCGUGUGUGAAGCUGUGUCCUGUGGAAACCCUGGAACGCCAGCCUUCGCUAAGAUCGUCUUCAGCGAUGGCAUGCUUUUCCCGAGCUCGGUCACGUAUGCAUGCUGGGAAGGGUACAAGACCUCAGGCCUGACUACUCGUCACUGCACCACCAAUGGCACAUGGACUGGAUCCCCACCGGACUGCACAGUGAUCAGCUGUGGAAAUCCUGGUCCCAUCGCCAAUGGAAUUUACGUGGGGAAUGAAUUCACAUUUAACAAGACUGUCUGUUACCAUUGCAACCCUGGCUACCUUAUGGACACUGCUGGGUCGUCCACUUUACACUGUACCAAGGAUGGGACCUGGAAUCAGACCAAGCCGAGCUGUAGAGUUAUCAUGUGUGGCCAGCCGCCGGCCAUCCAGAACGGGAAAGUGGAAGGCUCAGAUCUGCAGUGGGGCUCAAGUGUCACCUACAGCUGCUUCAGUGGUUACCAGUUGUCAUCCCCAGGAAUAGUCACCUGUGAGGGUAACGGUACAUGGAGAGGCGAAGUUCCACAGUGCCUGCCUAUGCUCUGCGGAGAUCCAGGCACGCCGGCGGAAGGCUAUGCCGAGGGGAAGCAUUUCACCUACAAGUCAGAGGUGUCAUUCUACUGCAGAGUGCCAUACCUGCUGGUGGGUUCUUCCAGAAGGAUAUGUCAGGAAGACGGGACGUGGAGUGGAAUCCAGCCCUCCUGUAUCGAUCCUGCGCUCAAUGCUUGCAGAGAUCCAGGUACCCCUGCAUAUGGAAUACCCGUCCAGGCUCAGGGAUUUGAGGUUGGGAGUAAAGUUUUCUUCAGAUGUCGGAAAAACUAUCAUAUUUUGGGAUCAACAACAAGAACGUGUCUGGAAAAUCUGACAUGGAGUGGAGUCCAGCCUGAAUGUAUUGCUCAUGCUUGCAGACAGCCUGAAACUCCAUCUCAUGUAGAUGUUAGAGCUAUUGACCUCCCCACUCUGGGAUACACAUUAAUGUACACAUGUCAGGACGGCUUCUUCUUGGCCGGAGGAUCAGAGCACAGAACAUGCAGAGCAGAUGGCAAGUGGUCUGGGAAACCCCCAGUCUGCAAAGUUGGACCAAAAAUAAACAGCAAGUCAAAAGGCGACCCUGACAUGCAGAAAAAUAAAAUUCAUGUUCCAGUGGAUGUGUUCUCUUUAAAUUCGGGUUGGGCGGGAUUCUAUGAGUAUCUCGGGAAGAAACAGGCUGCCACCAUUACGGUCAAUUCAUUCAAUGCAUCAACCAGUCGAGUGAAUGUCACACUUCUGGAGCAGAGUGGAGUACAGAUAAAACUCUCUGGGACAUACAAGAAAGAGGAAAAUCAUCUACUACUGAAGGUUUACCAGAUAAGAGGCCCAACGGAACAGUACUUCAGUAAAUUCAAAAAUGAUAACUGGGCAAUGGAUGGAUAUGUCACUGCAGAAUCCGAAAAGAAGAUGUUUGUUUACCAGGGUCAUAUUCACAGCAAAGAUUUUGGGAAGUUUCAGUUGACAAGACAAGGUCUUAUAACGACAGAUAUGGAUUCAUCAAAUCCUUACUAUGGCACAAACAGCAGCUCCGUAGCAGCCGCUAUUCUGGUGCCAUUCUUUGCUCUUAUUCUAUCAGGGUUUGCAUUUUACCUUUACAAACACAGGGUACUAUCACAAGGCACAGAUGACAGUGAGAGAUCCAAAGACGUAAUCAGGGCCGACCCCAGAACAAGACCAAAAGUACAGUACAAUGGAUACGCAGGACAUGAAAACACAAACGGACAAGCCUCGUUCGAGAACCCCAUGUACGACACAAACAUGAAACCGACGGAGGCGAAAGCUGUGAGAUUCGAUACUACACUGAACACAGUCUGUACCGUUGUAUAG